This is a messenger RNA of Echinococcus granulosus, 3000 nucleotides long. RefSeq names its product Kinesin heavy chain. The transcript is spliced from 14 exons. The record is from RefSeq and is a predicted model, not a curated record. Gene Ontology annotation, molecular function: ATP binding; microtubule binding; microtubule motor activity. Gene Ontology annotation, biological process: microtubule-based movement. Lineage: Eukaryota; Metazoa; Platyhelminthes; Cestoda; Cyclophyllidea; Taeniidae. The coding region runs from base 1 to 3000 and encodes 999 amino acids.
AUGGCGGAGAGCAUUAAGGUCGUUUGUCGUGUAAGACCUCUAAAUGAAAAUGAGAAAUUAAAGGACAAUAACUACUGUGUGAGCUUUCCGCCUGAUUCGGCCAACCUGAUACGAUUGGAAAAGGAUAAGACCUACGCUUUCGACAAUGUUUUUCAACCGAAAACACAACAAGUUGAGAUUUACAACACAGUAGCUAAGCCCAUCGUCGCCGAUGUACUCAAUGGAUACAAUGGCACGAUAUUUGCCUACGGGCAAACAGCCAGUGGUAAAACCUACACCAUGGAGGGAGUUCUUGGGGACUCUGAUUUGCAGGGCAUCAUCCCUAGAAUUGUGCACGAUAUUUUUAAUCACAUAUAUCAUAUGGAUGAAAAUUUGGAGUUCCAUAUCAAGGUUUCCUACUUCGAAAUAUAUCUUGAUAAAAUUCGUGAUUUGCUCGAUGUUUCCAAAAGUAAUUUGUCUGUGCACGAAGACAAGGACCGAGUCCCUUACGUCAAAGGUGCGACGGAGAGAUUCGUUUCGACUCCAGCUGAAGUAUUCGACAUUAUUGAUGAAGGGAAGGUCAAUCGUCAUGUUUCUGUUACAAACAUGAACGAACACAGUUCUCGCUCUCAUUCGAUUUUUAUGAUCACGGUUCGACAGGAAAACCUGGAAACACAAAAGAAACUUCAUGGCAAGCUGUACUUGGUUGAUUUAGCCGGUAGUGAAAAGGUUGCGAAGACUGGUGCCGAGGGUAGCACUCUUACUGAGGCUAUGAAUAUCAAUAAAUCACUCUCGGCUUUGGGCAAUGUCAUAAAUGCUCUGGUGGACAACCACGCCCAUGUUCCUUAUCGGGACUCAAAGCUCACACGGAUCUUGCAAGAGUCCCUAGGUGGUAAUGCCAAGACAACGAUGGUAAUUUGUGUUUCACCAUCCAGUUAUAACGAAUCUGAAACCAAGUCCACUCUUUUGUUUGGAAUGCGAGCAAAGACUAUUAAGAAUAUCGUUACUGUUAAUGAAGAAUUAACUGCAGAUGAGUGGCGCCGACGGUAUGAGCGACUACAGGCGAAGGCUCGUCGUAUGAAAGAGAUAAUCACUCGCCUUGAAGCCGAAUUGAAACGCUGGAGAGCUGGUGAAAGUGUGAGCUCGACCGAAUGGAUUGUUGCGAUGGAACUCGAACUGGAAGAGGAGGCAGCAGCUGAUGGAGUAGCGCUGGACACUCCCACGGGUGCGCCUUCAGUGCCUUUCACAACCGAGACGACUCCAUCCGGUGCUCCCACUGGCAGACCCAUUCAUUUGUCCGCGUCUGGCGCCGGUGCGCCUGCCGGAGUGAGUGAAGAGCAGCUCCACGCUCUUUACCAACAGCUCGACGAUAAGGAUGAUGACAUUAACAAACAUACGCAGACCAUCGCUCGGUUGCGCCAACAGUUGGAAGAACAAGAAGAAAUGCUUCGUACUGCUCGUCUGGAAGCGGAGACCAGCCUUGCUGACGUUGCCCAGCUGCAGGCUGAAUGCCAAUCUAGCAAAGAGGAGGCGAAGGACAUUUUGCAGGCUCUCGAAGAGCUCGCCCUCUCUCACGACCAGCGGGAAGCCGAACUAGCUGUUCGCGAUCGUGAGAUCGAGGAGAUCAAGGAGCAACUCGCUCAAACCUCCCUGAUUAUCAAUGGCAAGGAGAGCGAGGUACAGUUGGCUCGCGACACUCUUGCUGCCCAGCGCAAAAAGUACGCUGAAAUCCUCGGCGCACUCGUUCGUGAUGUCCUUGAUGUCGGGGAGUGCAUGAGCAAUCAACUCCAAAAACCGAACGUGAACGUUGGCGAACGUCUGGAUGAGGAGGCGACAGUUAUGCGCCUUUACAUGAACAAGAUGAGGACAGAAGCUAAAAUGCUUCACUCACGUGUUAACCAACUGGAGGAGGAGAGGGUGCAGAACGUGCAGCUCUUGAGAAAAUCUGAGGAUGAGGCCAAGGAAUACGCCAUUCGCGUUAGAGAGCUUGAAACGAAGGUACAAAGUCUUACGGAUAAGGUGGAUGAUUCAGAUUCUCGCAAACGGCAACUUCAAGACCUGGUCGAUAAUCUGAACGCCGACGUUGCUAAAUUGCGUGCCAACGAGCAGCUAUUGGCUGGCUCUGGUUCGACCAAUAAGGAGAUCCUCGCAGGACAGUCAGAAAUUCGUGUUAAGCUAGACGAAGAGUUUAAGCGUCAAAGCGAACAGUAUGCGCAGCAAGUGAAACACCUACGUGACGAGUUGGAGACCAAGGAGAAGAAAUUCGAAGAACUCAAAGAUGAAUUGAAUCACGUAAAGUUACAGUAUGAAAAGUCCACCGAGGAGAGUUCUGCUCUCAAAAAGCAGUUGGAGACUGCGACACUUCGUCUGGAGGCCGUCGAGAAGGAGGAGACCCGACGUGAGCAGUCAAAACAGGACCUUCGCGCUUUGGAGGAAACUAUGCUUAAGGAAUUUAACACUCUCGCCACUCUGCGUCGCCUUUUCGUAGAAGACUUGAAAAAUAGAAUUAAAAAGUCUACGAGUCGGAUGAACGCAGCUAAGGCGGCCGAGGCGGCUGCAGCUCACCAGGAAGGCGAAAACACCGAAGUUGCGGGUCUGAAGGAACUCAUUGGUGAAGAGGAGGAGGACGAGUCGAGUCAAUGGGGAUCGCUUGCUCAACGCGAAAAGAUCUCCUUCCUAGAAAACAAUCUGGCCAAGCUUACUAAAGUGCACAAGCAGCUUAUCCACGACAAUGCCGAACUUCGCUGCGAACUGCCGAAGCUGGAAAAGCGACUUCGGUCGACGGUAGAGCGUGUGCGCAGCUUAGAGAUGUCACUGAAGGAGGCGAAGGAGGGAGCGUUGCGGGACCGAAAGCGAUACCAGCACGAGGUAGACCGCAUCAAGGAGGCUGUUCGUCGCAGACAGACAGGUCGUUUUGGCAACCCCUCGGCCAUGAUUGCCAAACCCAUCCGUGCUGGCCACGCACCCUCCGCCGUGGUCUGUGGUGGCGGUGGUGGCGGAGCAAACGUUCGAUCCUCCUAA